UUCCCAGCGGAGCCCCGCGCCCCGGGCUCCCAGUCUCCAGACCUCCUGUCACCAGCCCCCCGCAGCCACCGCGCCCUCGGGCGCGCACGACGAGCCGGUGAGGGCCGCUCCGUGGCUUGGCGCCUUCUCCCAGCGCGGGGCCGGCGCCCAAGUCCUGCACCCUCCGGCGGGACACGCCGGACCCUUUUUCUGAGCCGCCCGGGAGUCUCAGAAGCCCAGACCGUGGAGGAGGUGAGCUUGGAGUUUCGGCUGCGAGCCGGCUACCCCUCGCCGGUCCGCCCCGCAGGUCAAGGCCAACUCCGGGAAGAUGUACCCGAGCCUGGCAUUGGCCCCAAGCCCCGGCCAGGCUACCUACGCAGACUCAGGCGCCUUUCUGCACGCACCAGGCGCCGGCUCCCCGGUGUUCGUGCCGCCGGCGCGCGUCCCCUCUAUGCUGCCCUACCUGCCGGCGUGUGAGCCCGGCCCGCAGCCCUCCGCGCUCGCCGCGCACCCCGGGUGGGUGCAGGCGGCCUCGGCGGACUCGUCGGCCUUCGUCUCCGGCAGCCCGCACCCGCCAGCCUCCCAGCCGGCCGGAGCCACCUCCUUCUCCUUUGCGCACAGCCCCCCGGGGCCGGGCGGCGGUGGCGGCGCGGGAGGCCGGGACGGCGGCGCCUACCACGGCGCACUGCUGGCUCGCGACCCGUACCCGGCCCCGCUCGGGCGGCCUGUGGGCGCCUCAUACCCCACCGCGUACCCGGCCUACGUGAGCACCGAGGUGGCCCCGUCCUGGGCCUCCGGACCCUUCGAGGGCAGCGUUCUGCACAGCCUCCAGGGCCGGCCGGCGGGCCUUCCUGGCCGAAGAGCCACCUUGGUGUCUGACUUCUUGGAGGAGUUCCCUGGUGAAGGUCGAGAGUGUGUCAACUGCGGGGCCCUGUCCACGCCGCUCUGGCGCCGGGAUGGCACCGGCCACUACCUGUGCAAUGCCUGCGGCCUCUACCACAAGAUGAACGGAGUCAACCGGCCGCUGGUGCGGCCCCAGAAGCGCCUGUCCUCGACCCGCCGUGCCGGCCUCUGCUGCACCAACUGCCACACGACCACCACCACGCUGUGGCGGCGCAACGCAGAUGGCGAGCCCGUGUGCAAUGCCUGCGGGCUCUACACCAAGCUGCACGGGGUGCCCCGGCCCCUGGCAAUGAAGAAGGAAAGCAUCCAGACUCGGAAAAGGAAGCCUAAGAAUGUUGCCAAGACCAAGGGCCCCUCAGGGUGCCCAGGGAACACCACAGCCUCCCAGCCGUCCUCCAUCCCCACCCCUGAGAGCUCAGCAGCCACUCUGAAACCCAGGCCCAACCCGGCAUCCCCUUCUUGCCCUGAGCCCUGCGUCACCUCCCAGGCCUCCAGCCAGGUAGACGACCCCCUGGCUCCCAGCCACUUGGAGUUCAAAUUCGAGGCUGAAGACUUCCCCCUCCCCUCCAUGGCCCUGGGCUCCCAAGCUGGACUGGGAGGGGCCCUGCGCCAGGAGGCCUGGUGUGCACUGGCCUUGGCCUAGAUUCCCAGUCACCCACCAGACCCACCUCGUGAUUUGCGUUGCUUCAGCACAAGGGACAGCCCACUGGGCCACCUACCAGGAGAGACAGCAGCCAGCAGGAUCUCGAGGCACUGGGCCUGCAGCGGAGAGGCCUGGACAGAUGGCAGUCAGGCCCCAGAGUGGGGUGAAGGCCUUGGGGACAGAGGCCCGUGCCUCCCCAAUAAGGGACCCCCCAAAUGCUGCACGAGGCUUCACACCACUCUGAACAGGGGUGCCUACCGCCAACCUGAAUUCUGUUGUCAACACUUGCCACUGCCAUGUUUACAGGUGGCAGCUGCUGGGAAAAACUCAACCUUUUGUUGUGAAACCAGGAUCACAGACAGAAUGGCCAAGGCCAGGAAGACACCUCUCCUCUAAGCGCAGGACUGCCAGGGGCAGGUGUGCAGGCCAUGCAGGCGCCACCCCCCCGCCCCGCACCGCCACACCGGGGGAAGCCCUGCACCUCACCAUCCUCGCAGACAGUAAAGACCUUGUUCUGGUUGAAUCUGUGUGUGAGCAUCUCUGACAGGCAGAGUGAAGUACCUGAGCCUUUUCCGACCCACCGGCUGCUGGGGUGAGCGCACAUCCAGGCUUGUCUGUUGUCCCAGCAGAAUUACCUGUCAUACCCCCUUCCUCCUGCAAAAGUCCUUCGCAGGUCGGGUGGUUACCAGUAAGUUGGUCCUGCCAGCUAGACACAGCUCUGCCCACGGGAGCUGAUGGGUGGCUACUAACAGCUUAAUGUUGGAGGCAACAGGGAGUGGAGGGGAGUGGGGCACAGCCGGCCGAGGGCCGUGGCACUUGUACCCAGAUGCUACUUUAACCAACAAGACCUCCUGGUUUUCCCAGGGAAGCCAGAAACUGGAAUUUUAAAAAAAAAUGUAAAGUCUUCCAAUUAAAAGCUUCUUUCCCCAACUCGCAACUUGAUUCAAACCAGCUGCCAGAAUGUCCGCUCACCUACAGCCCACUUUCCACACGCAUUCCUUUUUUAUUUUCUUUUUUUAAGACAAACAAGGCCAUAAGAAAAUAUGUAAAAUAAAGACCUUGAUUUUGC
Molecule: messenger RNA, 2594 nt
Organism: Myotis daubentonii (Daubenton's bat)
Lineage: Eukaryota; Metazoa; Chordata; Mammalia; Chiroptera; Vespertilionidae
Gene: GATA5
Product: GATA binding protein 5
Biological process (GO): positive regulation of transcription by RNA polymerase II; negative regulation of transcription by RNA polymerase II; cell fate commitment
Cellular component (GO): nucleus
Molecular function (GO): zinc ion binding; RNA polymerase II cis-regulatory region sequence-specific DNA binding; DNA-binding transcription factor activity, RNA polymerase II-specific
Source: RefSeq, a predicted model, not a curated record